AUGAAGAUGCGUCUCCCCAACAUCCUGGCUACGGCAUCGUUGGCCGCUGCAGUGCCCACUGCCGACAGUAGCAGCAACAAACGUCAAGACAAAGGACUGAGCUUUGGUGCUUGCACUGACCGCCUCACCGAGGACACUCCACUCGAGUGUGCCAGCUUGAAUGUGCCACUAGACUACACGGACGACUCUUCUACCGACGAGAUCAGAAUCGACAUUGUUCGCGUGCCCGCUGCCAAGAGCCCGUCCAAGGGCAGUGUCUUUGUCAACUUUGGCGGACCUGGCGCGCCGGGUAUCCAAGAUCUCGGCCUGUUUUACCCCCAGCUCUCCGCCCUCACUGGCGAGCAGUAUGACCUGGUCAAUGUCGUUCCCCGCGGCACAAACGGCACACUGCCAUUCUCAUGCUACAGUUCCGAUGAGGCGAGAGCCUAUGGUGGCUAUUCGAUCAGCGGAAACUCGAGCGACGUGUCCCUGGGGUACUUGUGGGCUAAGGCAGACCUUUUUGCACAGAACUGCGCAGUGGUCAUGAACGAGACUGGUCGCUACAUCGGCACGGCUGCCACUGUCCGGGACCUCUUCCAGGUGGUCGACGAGCUUGAGGAGGAUGGCAUGCUACGAUACUACGGGACCUCCUACGGCACCCUACUGGGCUCGACUGCUGCAGCCAUGUUCCCGGACCGUAUCGACAAGAUGGUCCUCGACGGCGUGGUCAACCCAAUGGAGUACUAUGCCAAUCGUGAGAUACAACUGCCUCUGGGAAUAGACGGCUCGUGGCAGGGUUUCCUACAUGGCUGCGUCGCCAACCCAGAUGCGUGUCCGCUCGCUGCUCUCGGUGACGCUGACAAGAUCGCGACCAAGCUCUUCGCAUGGCUAGAGCAACUCAAGUCACAUCCCAUUGUCGUCCCAGACCCCACGUCGCCGUUUGGCGGCAUCCUCUACGACUACAGUCUUGUAGAGGCUAUCAUUAUGGGUGGCUUCUACUUCCCGCCUCUAUUCCCACAAGUGUCCGCGCAGAUCUAUGCUCUCUAUGCCGGCGACGAGCACGAUCACAGUAAGCUCAGGGCCCUCGUCAAGCGCUUCGCUCCUGGUGCGGCCCAGGUAGGUAUGGACGAGCCCAAAGCCGACGACGAAGCCUGGGUGGCCAACGACCACGAAGCUCUUUGGGGCAUUAAGUGCUCCGACGUCCUGCAGCAGAACAACUUCAAAGAGAUGCUGACUGUUUUCGAGGGCCGCGUGAGGAACUCGCGCUUUGCGGACGUGGCUCACAACACGCCUGCCCGUUGCGCGCAGUGGCACAUGCCCGCCGUCGAGCGCUACGAAGGCCACUUUCAGUUCAAGCCCAACUUCCCCAUUCUCAUGGUGGGCAACACCCAUGACCCCGUGACGCCGCUCGAGUCUGCUAGGAAUCUCAGCAAGACCAUAGACGACAGUCACCUGAUUCAUCAAGACAGCUAUGGCCAUGGUCUGCUUGUCCAGGUUGGUAUGUGCGCGGCAAAGGCCGUGCGGGCUUACUUUGUCGACGGCGACCUGCCACAGGAGAAGGAAGUCAAGUGCGCUGUUGAGGUUGAGCUCUUUGACGGGAAGUUUGGCUGGGAGGCCGUCCUUCCGGAGCUGACGGGCAAACCCGCCAACGGCACCAACACCACUGUAGGCGCGCGGGUGCUUAAGCUAUGA
Emericellopsis cladophorae is the source of this 1671-nucleotide messenger RNA. RefSeq names its product NEDD8-like protein (RubA). The record is from RefSeq and is a predicted model, not a curated record. The transcript has a single exon. The coding region runs from base 1 to 1671 and encodes 556 amino acids. Lineage: Eukaryota; Fungi; Ascomycota; Sordariomycetes; Hypocreales; Bionectriaceae.